AUGUUUGUAUCUGGGGCACCAAAAUCUUCUGAGAAUAUUGAUAAUUCUGAUAUUAACGAUAAGGAGAUAGAUUCUAAUAUAUCUGAAAGUAAAAGUGCUGAAGCACAGCAACAUGAAAAAAAAUCAGCUAGUUCAAAAUCGUGGAAUAAUGAAAGCGAAUGUAAAGAAAUGGACAUUCAAGUUGAAUAUAAUAAUAGUUGGGAACAAUAUGUGGAUCGUGUUGUAUACAUAAUAAAAGAUUGUAAAUUUGAAAAAUUGGUUAUUGUUUUAAAGUGGUAUUCGCAUUCUUUAUAA
This is a messenger RNA of Dentiscutata heterogama, 294 nucleotides long. Lineage: Eukaryota; Fungi; Glomeromycota; Glomeromycetes; Diversisporales; Gigasporaceae. The record is from the annotation of a GenBank genome assembly.